Messenger RNA from Fomitiporia mediterranea MF3/22, 1527 nucleotides. RefSeq lists its product as uncharacterized. The record is from RefSeq and is a predicted model, not a curated record. The transcript is spliced from 4 exons. The coding region runs from base 1 to 1527 and encodes 508 amino acids. Lineage: Eukaryota; Fungi; Basidiomycota; Agaricomycetes; Hymenochaetales; Hymenochaetaceae.
AUGUCUGAGGAGCUUGGAUGUGUACAGAACCCAGAUGGAACACUCAAGGAUGCUAGUGAAAUUGUUUUCACUUAUUCUAGAGAAGCUUCCCCUGUCAAUCUCUCAGCUCUGCUUCCAGAUAUCCAUACUUCCACUGGUAUUCAUCCACAAACGAGUACAGUCAAUGAUGCAUCUCUACCAAAGGAUCCUGCCCAUAGCAAAGCACCAAAGUUGAAGCAUCAAAAGCUAUGCAGAGGCUGUCCAAUUGCUUUCAAAGCUCAAUGUGCUCUUUCAGACACUAUCCAUGACUUAGCAAGCUUAAGAUUGCAUCCAGAUGGGUCUCGAGUACAAGCCCAUUCAGGCUCUUCUAAACAUAGACAGAACGAUAUUUCUUCUGAAUCAAACAUCAAGGCACGUACAACUCGUCGGACUCGACAGACGACUCGUGAUAGACAAGAAAACUGGAUCGCACUUGAUGCCGGCGGUACGGCCUCAAUUAAACAGCGUCGAUGCGCCACCUUACCCAGGGAGAAACGGGCGGAGGAAAAUGCGGAAGGUCUAGUUGAAGAUAAGGCGGAUGAUGCGGAGGUCCAUGUGAGAUCCGUGGAGAACUCCGCAGGACGGCAGCUAAAUCGGCGAGCCCCAUUUCUCGAAGAGGAUACUGGCGCAAUCGACGGCGUGGAACCCGUGAAAGAUAGCAGGACUAAGAAGAGGAGGAAGUUUUAUCAUGACUUCUCUUUUCUCGAUCCACUGCGCACGAGCUCUCCUGAAUUUCUCAGUUCCGUAAGAGCGUCAAGUUCGCGUGCCACUUCUCCGUCUCAAAACGUCAUUGAAGGCGACCAGCCAUUAACCCGGUUAAAGCUCCCCGCCCCUUCAUCUGAUUUGCUCAAAUGCAUUCACUACUAUGCAAGCGAGUACUAUACUGCACGUGGCUGCUUGUUCGAUGCACCAGCAGAGUCACGGAGAGCAACAAAAGCACGCAAACAUGAGAAACUUAGAAAUGCCGUAGCAGAGGAUAGCGGACAAGUCGUCCUCGGAGAAAAUAUUUCACGACUCGAUUCUGAUGGCAGCGGUCAUCCGAGCGAUGGCAGCGACGACGACGCUGACAAAAGAUCGGAGAAGGACGGUGACGGGAAAGCGUCGAGACGCCAACCCGUCGGUUUGAAAAAGGGAAAGCGGCAGAAAUUGAAGGAAAUCCCACGACGAGACAUGUAUAAGGCCUUCGACGGAUCGGCGUUAAUGGCUAUAGGCAUGUUAUUGCAAGAACACGUUGCUGGGUUGACGAACGCGGAACCUCCAGAGGACUGGGUGCAGCACAGGGAAUCCCUGAAGGCGCUCGGGGUGAAUGAAAUCCGAGGAGGAAAGAGAACUCGGAAGAAACUGAAAGUUGAGGAAGACGGAACACAUGAGCGUGCGGGAAGUGAAGCGCGAGGGACACUGAACGGCUCUCAGCUAGCUGAAGAAGCUGGUGAAAUGAACGCCGCUGAUGGUAAUGAUCACAACCGAUCGGACAAUAGCCUCUCAGAAAGUAGCUCGAGCAAGGACUGA